ACUAUGGUGUAGCGUAGCUAUAGCUUCGGUGCGGUUGUUGAUCGGUAGGCCUGGCUUUUACUGGGGUUUAAUUGAACUUUGAUCAGUGUACAUAAGACUAGACAUAUAAUUUGUACAGUAUAUAGUAUCUGUGAUUAUACCUUGACUUACAUACUUGGAAUACUACUGGUCUAAUACUGCUUAUAAUGGUGUCAAGGAUUCCAUUCGAUCCGAAGGCGUGUGGUCUCGGUGAGGACUUCAGGCUAACCCGGUUCACCCAGCUGAAAGGAUGAGGCUGCAAGGUCCCUCAGGAGGUACUGCUCAAACUCCUAGAGGGGCUAGAUGUUGAUGACGUGGUUCGAAAGAAACCGUCUGCUGCUGGGAAAAUCUGUAUUGGAAUGGACUCUGCUCUUAUACCAUUAUCUAUACCGGGUUUAAAUUUAAUACAAACUACAGAUUUCUUCUACCCAUUAGUUGAUGAUCCCUACAUGCAGGGUAAAAUAGCGGCAGCAAAUGUUUUAAGCGAUCUGUAUGCCAUGGGAACCACCAAGUGUGACAACCUCCUCAUGCUACUCGGAGUCCCCAAGACAUUUACAGAAAAGCAGCGUGAUGUUGUUGUACCACUAGUUAUCAAAGGGUUCAAGGAUGCUGCAGAUGAAGCAGGAAGUCAGGUGACUGGAGGUCAAACAGUGGUCAACCCCUGGUUCCUUGUUGGAGGUGUGGCAACUGCUGUCUGUCACAAGGAAGAGUUUGUAAUGCCGGACAUGGCGGAAGCUGGUGAUGUGCUUGUUUUGACCAAGCCUCUAGGAACCCAGAUAGCUGUGAAUGCCCAUCAGUGGCUGGAGGAACCAGAUCGUUGGCAGAAGAUUAAAGAUGUCAUCACGCCUGAGGAAGUUGAAUGUGCCUACCAGGAGGCAAUGUUCAAUAUGGCAUUUCUCAAUAAACAUGCUGCAAGUUUGAUGAAGAAGUUCAACGCACAUGCUGCAACAGACGUCACAGGCUUUGGAAUCCUUGGGCAUGCUAAAAACCUUGCACAACAUCAAUCACAGAAGUUGAAGUUUGUCAUUCAUACGUUACCAAUUAUUGCCAAAAUGACGGACACAGCCAAAGUAUGUGGAAUCAAAUUCCAACUUCUACAAGGUUAUUCAUCUGAAACAUCAGGUGGUCUUCUUAUUGCAAUGCCAAGAGAAGAUGCCGAUGGAUUUUUGAAGGAAUUUGAGCAAAUAAGUGGCAAUUCCGCUUGGAUUAUAGGAUCCGUUGAAAACACCUCUGACCCAGAUGCUACUAUAACUGACAAUCCAAAUAUAAUUGAAGUUAAAACAAAAAUAACGUAAAAAAAAAUACCUUGGCAGCAAAAUGUGAGAAACUGAAUUGGAAGUGAGUGGUGGCAAGAAAAAUUGUUUGACUAAACCGAAAAGGCCAAAAGAAGAUUGACAGUAUACUAGACUUAGAUGUUAGAUGUAUCACAAACAACCAGAUGUUGAAAAGUACAGGUUCUUUAUAGUCAGGCUGACUAUAGUUAACAUUAUAAGACAUAUGUAACAUCAUCAAUGCCGUAGCCAAGAUUUUCAAACAGUGCGGGACAAUAUCAGAGUGGACCCACUUUAAGCAUAAAUUCAAUAAUGUGGACCCAUUUUCUUAAAAGUUUACUCAUUUUAUGCAAAAAUAUGAAAAAUCUGGACCCAAUUUCUUAAAAUUUUUCUCAUUUUAGGCUAAAUAUGAGAAAUCUGGACUCAUUUUUCAAAAAGUGGACUCAUUUUACGCAUACAAUUGCACAAUUUAGACCCAUUUUUUAAAAUGUGGACCCAUUCUUUGUGGGACUGUCCCAAUAGCUGGCUACGGCAUUGAACAUUAUCCCUUUACAUUCAGUGUUAUUGUCUUUUUUCUAGUGUCCACUAUGCUGCUACGGUGCUAGUACUGCCUGACCAAUCAUUCAAAUUUCUUUUUACCAUGCAGUGUUUACAUUUAUAAAUUUAGAAGAAACAAAAGUAGUGCCAUUAGUGGACUCAAAAAAUGCCUUCAGGUCACAGGUCAAAUAUUUUUAUCAUGCACUUGUUGCUUUUUUGGUUUAUGUUAUUUCCAACAGUGCCUUUCAAACCUACACUAAUAGCUUAGCAGAACUUACAUUUUAUGAGUGCUGAUCAUAUUUUGUGCAUUGGGGCUUCACAAUCUAUGUUUCAUUCGUUAAAGGGAUUUUAAUUAAUUAUAAUAAAUAGUCUGCAAUGCAAACAAAUACUUUUUAAAACUUUUAUUAACAUAUUGCCUAAGCCUAUAAAAUUGAGGCCUACAGAGUAAGGCGAUUGUACAUAUCACUACACAAAAAAAAAUACAGGCAUUCCAUUUUAUAAAAAAUUAUCUUUUUACAAAUAUUCUGUGGCAUGUGCAAAACUCUGUUUUUGACUACAUAAUGUAGAUAUAUAAAUAAUGUAUUUGAUUAUCAGGUGCUCUUUUCAUUACCUUAAAAAUAAAAUAUACAGAAUAUUAUAAUAAUAUUACAGUUCAGGAAUCCAUAAAAUUUAUAGCAUAUAAAGUUCAUGACCUAAUGAAAGAUAGGCCAAACAGCAACUGAAUGAAACUGUGUUUAUGAAUGCGAAGUUGUGCAAUUUAAUGGGUGUAAGUACUUUAAAAUCUAGAAAUCAGUAAAAAAAAAAAUGCUUUUAACGACCACUUUUGGGACUGGCGUGUCCAUGGUCUUUAGAAGCUUUGGUCUCUAAAUAGAAUAACAAAAUAAAAGACAUUUGUUAAUUUUGGACCACAGUGGUCUUAGAUGGGUCUUUAAUUAGAGGGAGACUCCACAAUACCUCUGUCAGCUUUUCCCUAAUGUCUGUUAAAAAUUGAGCAGUUUGACUGACAUUCCGGGAAGGCUUCAGUAAGGAAAACCUGGUUUCGUUACUUGUGGAAUCUUUGUAAUGAUAUUCCCUUAGGAAAUCAAAGUUUGAACUUAUGGAAUGGAUGUAAUAAACAUUUCCCAAGUAACGAUCUCAUGUUCUUAAAAUGAUUACAAAACAUAAUUACAAAAAAUAUCUAAUAAAAAAAAUCAUACCGUUA
Molecule: messenger RNA, 3027 nt
Organism: Anneissia japonica
Lineage: Eukaryota; Metazoa; Echinodermata; Crinoidea; Comatulida; Comatulidae
Product: inactive selenide, water dikinase-like protein
Exons: 7
Biological process (GO): L-selenocysteine biosynthetic process
Cellular component (GO): cytoplasm
Molecular function (GO): selenide, water dikinase activity; ATP binding
Source: RefSeq, a predicted model, not a curated record